AUGCCUUCCCGUCGACGUACCCUCCUCAAGGUCAUCAUCCUCGGUGAUAGCGGGGUGGGGAAAACCUCUUUGAUGAAUCAAUAUGUGAAUAAAAAGUUCAGCAACCAGUACAAAGCAACCAUUGGAGCUGACUUCUUGACAAAGGAAGUUCAGUUUGAAGAUCGACUUUUCACUCUACAGAUCUGGGAUACAGCUGGACAGGAGAGGUUUCAGAGCCUUGGUGUAGCUUUUUACCGGGGUGCUGAUUGCUGUGUGCUUGUCUAUGAUGUCAACUCCAUGAAAUCAUUUGACAAUCUGAACAACUGGAGGGAGGAAUUUCUGAUCCAGGCGAGUCCAUCGGAUCCAGAGAAUUUCCCGUUUGUUCUCAUCGGAAACAAGGUCGACGUGGAUGGUGGAAACAGCCGAGUGGUUUCAGAGAAGAAGGCUAAAGCAUGGUGUGCUUCAAAGGGAAACAUUCCCUACUUUGAGACCUCUGCCAAGGAAGGCACCAAUGUUGAGGAAGCUUUCCAAUGCAUUGCCAAGAACGCUUUAAAGAGCGGUGAAGAGGAAGAGCUAUACUUGCCAGAUACAAUUGAUGUCGGGACGAGCAAUCAACAGAGGUCUACAGGGUGUGAAUGCUAA
Messenger RNA from Microthlaspi erraticum, 621 nucleotides. The record is from the annotation of a GenBank genome assembly. NCBI's taxonomy places the organism in Eukaryota, Viridiplantae, Streptophyta, Magnoliopsida, Brassicales, Brassicaceae.